This is a messenger RNA of Pistacia vera, 3099 nucleotides long. Its product is annotated as DNA repair protein RAD4-like. Gene Ontology annotation, biological process: nucleotide-excision repair; mismatch repair. The transcript has 15 exons. Gene Ontology annotation, molecular function: single-stranded DNA binding; damaged DNA binding. NCBI's taxonomy places the organism in Eukaryota, Viridiplantae, Streptophyta, Magnoliopsida, Sapindales, Anacardiaceae. Gene Ontology annotation, cellular component: nucleus; cytoplasm; nucleotide-excision repair factor 2 complex. The record is from RefSeq and is a predicted model, not a curated record. Bases 1 to 2823 code for a protein of 940 amino acids.
AUGGCAACACCUCCCUCACUGGAUUUUGGCGAUGACGCACCUUCCUUCUCCCUUGCUCGACGACAACAGACGACGACCCCUCCCUCAUUUGCUAGAAUCGAUGAUGCCUCUAUCCCUCUGUUAAGCUUUGUAAAGAUAAGAGGUGGGAGCCGGGAGGGAGAUCCCUAUGGGGAAGAUACUGUAGAGUGGCACAAGAUAGCAUCAAAACGAGUUAAUCCUGCCUGGUGGGAUGCAGUUUUGGCACCGGAGAGGGUUAGAGUCUGGGCAACUGGAGAUAAUUCAUCCAAAGGCCCCGUUCUUGGAUUCUGCUCUGGUCAUCCGUUUAUCCUAGGACUUGUGUGCAAACACUCAAGACAAAGAAAGUGCCUGCGGGAAGCACUACAGGUUAAAGCCAAUGAGCUUCCUGUGAAGGUGAUAAAGAAUUCUACAAAACUUAAGAAAGACAGGUUUAGUGAAGCUGAGGUCAUGAUGAAGUUGAUUCUAAAGGAAAUAUUGAGCUUUAUGGGAAUGUCAACUGGAACCGUUCGUCUACCUCAUGCUGUCAAUGGCAUUGUUCCAAGAAUGAGCGUGGUCAAGUCGACGUGUGGUCUGAGAGUGCCUUCCACCAGGGACGGGAUGCAGAAGAAGAGGAGAAAGAGUAGCCGCAGAGAAGAAAAGAAGGAAGCACAAGCUAUUUCUAGUGUGUUUCAACUUUUAUCUUCCAUUAAAGUCAAGUCGGAAUCGCCUUAUGUUUGUGAUCCAUUUCGAGUAUGUGGCAGCAUUAUAUUGCACACAUGCAAUAAUGUUACGGGGACAUCGAUUGCGGCAUUGUCUGUGGCAUUAUUUAGAGCUUUGAAGCUUACAACCCGGUUUGUGUCUAUUCUGGACGUUUCCUCCUUAAAACCUGAGGCUGAUAAAAAUGAAUCUUCAAGUCUAGAUGGUGGCAGAAGUGGGGGAAUAUUCGGUUCUCCAACUCUGAUGGUAAGCCGACCAAAAGAAGUUGCUUUGUCUUUGGAUAAAUUAAUUUCCUGCGACAAAAAAGAGAAUGUAUGUGAAAUUUCUUCAAGGGGUUUAUCCAAAUGUAAGAAUAGCAACUCAACAAGCUACAAUACUCAAUCCAAAAAGUCUGCCAUACCUGAUGAGUUGAAUGAUAGAACUUCGGAUUCAUUGUUGUGUGAUGCACACUGUGAUACCUCUGAAGCAUGCCAUAGCAAGGAAUCUCAGGGUUUGAAGAGGAAGGGGGAUCUUGAGUUUGAGACGCAGUUGCACAUGGCUCUUUCUGCAACAGCCGCGGGGAAUUGUAAAAGUAACUUAGGGUCUGAUGAGAAGAACCUGAAUAGUGAUGAAAAUGUCUCUUCUCCAUUCAAAAGAAUGAAAAAGAUUGAAAAUAUAGAAUCCUCAACUUCUCAUGAGGGAAUCUCCACUGCAGUUGGAUCGAGAAAAGUAGGAUCUCCUCUGUAUUGGGCAGAAGUAUACUGUAGUGGUGAGAAUUUUACAGGAAAAUGGGUACAUGUUGAUGCUGCCAAUGCGAUCAUCGAUGGAGAGCAGAAGGUAGAAGCUGCAGCUUCUGCAUGCAAAAUAGCUUUGAGAUAUGUAGUUGCUUUCGCUGGGCAUGGAGCGAAAGAUGUGACCCGCAGAUACUGUAUGAAGUGGCACAAGAUAGCAUCAAAACGAGUUAAUCCUGCCUGGUGGGAUGCAGUUUUGGCACCGUUGAGAGGGUUAGAGUCUGGAGCAACUGGAGGUACGAUGCAUAUGGAAAAAAAUCAUGGGAACUCGGCUGGAAAUUCUGGCCAUAAUGUAGAAUCUUCUGUUGCUGCCAGGAACUCACUUGAGGAUAUGGAAUUGGAAACUAGGGCACUAACUGAGCCUCUUCCCACUAAUCAGCAGGCCUACAGAAACCAUCAAUUAUAUGCUAUUGAAAGAUGGCUUAAUAAGUAUCAGAUAAUUCAUCCAAAGGGCCCCGUUCUUGGAUUCUGCUCUGGUCAUCCAGUUUAUCCUAGGACUUGUGUGCAAACACUCAAGACAAAAGAAAGAUGGCUGCGGGAAGCACUACAGGUUAAAGUCAAUGAGCUUCCUGUGAAGGUGAUAAAGAAUUCUACAAAACUUAAGAAAGGACAGGUUUAUGAAGCUGAGGAUCAUGAUGAAGUUGAUUCUAAAGGAAAUAUUGAGCUUUAUGGGAAGUGGCAACUGGAACCGUUGCGUCUACCUCAUGCUGUUAAUGGCAUUGUUCCAAAGAAUGAGCGUGGUCAAGUCGACGUGUGGUCUGAGAAGUGCCUUCCACCAGGGACGGUACACUUAGGGUUGCCUAGGAUUUUCUCUGUGGCCAAGAGGCUGGAAAUUGAUUAUGCACCUGCCAUGGUUGGUUUUGAAUUCCGAAAUGGUCGUUCUACUCCUGUCUUUGAUGGUAUUGUGGUCUGCUCUGAGUUCAAGGAUAUAAUAUUAGAGGGAUAUGCAGAAGAAGAGGAGAAAAGAGUAGCCGCAGAGAAGAAAAGGAAGGAAGCACAAGCUAUUUCUAGGUGGUUUCAACUUUUAUCUUCCAUUGUAACUCGACAAAGGUUAAACAACUGCUAUGGGGAUGGUUCAUCUUCACAAACAUCCAGGGCCAUACAAAACAUAAAGAAUAAUGAGUCAAAUCUUCGGGUUGGUGAUAGUCAGGAUGAUAAGCAAUCUCAGGAGUGCCCUAAAGUAGAUACACGGGACGCCAAACUAGAUGCUGCUUUGGUGGCAGCAACAGCAGAGCAUGAGCAUGAUUAUUUGAUAGAGGAUCAGAGUUUUGAUGAAGAGAACUCUGUGCGGACCAAGCGUUGUCAUUGUGGCUUUACAAUCCAAGUUGAGGAGUUUUAGUUAUCAAAAUGAUGGUGCUCUAUUUAUUAUGAGAUAAGAAAAGAAACGAUUUUGUUUAGUAGUGUAAGGUGGUGUAGCAUAAGUUGAUUGUAUUUUGAUUAAAUGUACAGAACAUGAAGUCGGAAUCGCCUUAUGUUAGUGAUCCAUUUCGUGUAUGUGGCAGGCAUUAUAUUGCACAUGAGCCAAUUCUGCUGCAUUAUGUAAAGCAUUCAAAUUUCUCCUGUGUUAGAGCAAACAACCAAUGUUUUAAAUUAAAACCCCACCUGGGGUGAAACC